Messenger RNA from Cetraspora pellucida, 1245 nucleotides. The record is from the annotation of a GenBank genome assembly. Lineage: Eukaryota; Fungi; Glomeromycota; Glomeromycetes; Diversisporales; Gigasporaceae.
AUGUUAGUAAAGGGAAUUUUAUUGUUUCUCUUGACUUACUUUAUACUCACUAGUCUCGCUUACGAAAGCUAUGAUGGUUAUUAUUAUGAUAAUGAUAAUGGUGGAUCUCAUCAUUCUACUUCUCAUCCUACUCCCACUUACAAAACGAGCGAGAAACCGAGUGGGUCUAAUAACGCUCCAAGCUCUAACGUCAAGCAAUUAUCACCGCUUGCAAAUACGCCUACCCAACCAUUAACAAUUGGAGCUAAUUACGUAUCAUCUAGUACAUCCACCGCAUUAGUAAAACCGAUUCCCCUAUCUAGUGAUAUGGGAAAAUCAUCCAAGGAUAAACGUGAUAUUUAUUAUCGAUUAGCAAAAGAGCAAGGUUGGCGAGCUCGUAGCGCAUUUAAAUUAUUACAGAUAGACGAAGAAUUUAAUAUAUUCGAAGGCGUUCAACGUGCUGUUGAUUUAUGUGCUGCACCAGGCAGCUGGUCUCAAGUCUUGUCAAAGAAACUAAAGUAUGUUCAUACAUUUAAAAUCAUUGAACAAAAAUCCAAAUUAUUGGUAAUCAAUAAAUGUCCCCACUAUAGUGAAAUUCGUCCGGAGGAUGCUCCGUUACCAAAGAUUGUUGCCGUAGAUUUGCAAGCAAUGGCACCUCUUGAAGGUGUAAUUCAAAUCCAAGGUGACAUUACAAAAGUAUCUACUGCUGAACAAAUUGUUUCACGUUUUGAAGGGGAAUUGGCUGACCUUGUUGUUUGUGAUGGUGCUCCUGACGUGACUGGCCUACAUGAUAUGGAUGAAUACAUUCAAGCACAGUUAUUAUUGUCGGCUUUAAACAUCACAACUAAUAUAUUAAAACCUGGCGGAACUUUUGUUGCGAAAAUUUUUCGUGGUAAAGAUGUCACUUUAUUAUAUGCUCAACUUAAAAUCUUCUUUCCAACCGUUACUUGCAGCAAGCCAAGAAGUUCAAGAAACUCCAGUAUUGAAGCAUUUAUUGUUUGCCAAAAUUAUUCGCCACCCAAAGAUUAUAAACCAACAAUGAUAGAUCCUUUGCUUGAUUUAUCAUACGGUUUAGGAAAUGAACUUUUGGGUCCAAAUCGUGUUAUCGUGCCAUUUAUAGCUUGUGGAGAUUUAAGUGGAUUUGAUUCGGACAUGACUUACCCACUUGAGAAAGAAAGUCUGGACCCUUUGCAACCUCCAAUAAGUGCUCCAUAUCGGACUGCUAUCAAUUUAAAGCAAAAUAACUUUUUUAACAAAAUUUCAUAA